Aspergillus glaucus CBS 516.65 is the source of this 567-nucleotide messenger RNA. Its product is annotated as 2-oxo-4-hydroxy-4-carboxy-5-ureidoimidazoline decarboxylase. The transcript has 3 exons. The record is from RefSeq and is a predicted model, not a curated record. NCBI's taxonomy places the organism in Eukaryota, Fungi, Ascomycota, Eurotiomycetes, Eurotiales, Aspergillaceae. The coding region runs from base 1 to 567 and encodes 188 amino acids.
AUGCUGUCAGCCCUUCCUUCACCAUCAAGCAUAUCAUCUCUCUCCCAGGAACAGCAGUUCCAAGUCCUCGAUACCCUCUUUGAACCAUCACCGGAACUCCACGCCAUCACAGGCCCUGUCCUGACAUCGCAAUCAUUUGCCUCAUAUGCUAGUCUGUCUGAUGCCGUGGGAAGUCAAUUGUCAGCGCUGUCUUUGUCACAGUCGCCUACCGACCGGCAAACACUCAUGAAGAUCCUGGGAUCGCAUCCUCGUCUGGGCAGACCACCGACCAAAGUUACAGAGCAUUUAAGCGAGUUGAGUAGGAAGGAACAGGCGAAUCUGAACAAAUCAGCCGCGGAGGACCAGAUGGAACGUUUGAGUCUGUUAAAUCAUGAGUACGAGGAGAAAUUUCCCGGGCUGAGGUUUGUGACAUUCGUCAACGGUCGAAAUCGAGAUGUGAUCAUGGAAGAAAUGCGCCAGAGGAUUGACCGUGGCGAUCAGGGCCGAGAGAUUGAGGAGAAUAUCCAGGCCAUGUGUGAUAUUGCCAAAGACCGCGCGAAGAAACUACAGCAACCAGCGAAUAUAUAA